Molecule: messenger RNA, 2833 nt
Organism: Oryzias melastigma (Indian medaka)
Lineage: Eukaryota; Metazoa; Chordata; Actinopteri; Beloniformes; Adrianichthyidae
Gene: prkg2
Product: protein kinase cGMP-dependent 2
Exons: 18
Coding region: 145-2547 (800 amino acids)
Biological process (GO): protein phosphorylation
Molecular function (GO): ATP binding; cGMP-dependent protein kinase activity
Source: RefSeq, a predicted model, not a curated record
CCGGGAGAGAGGAUGCGACGUGGCGCGUGUCUCUGCUAAUGCCCCCGCGUGCGCAGACUCCCUUCCAGCGGGAUCCGUCCUCACCUGGAGACACUUGACUCUUAAGACCUUCAGUCUGAUACUGUUGUCUGUGUAGGAGCAGCCAUGGGGAACGCUUCCAUGAAGUCCAAGUGCUGCAAAAGCACAGAAGGCUCUGCUGCUGCUUCCACCAAGGACCAGCUCAAACACCCGACCCGGGACUCGCUCAGGGUCCGAGUGGAGGAACUGGAGCGAGAGGUCAAGAUGAAGGAUGAGGAGCUUGGUGCCAGAGAGCAGCACAUCAAAGCUCUUCAGGAGCAGCUGGACAAACAAACGCAGGUUCUUUCUGAGCUGAGCGAGGAGCUUCACACCAGGAGCAUUACACUCAACAUGCUGCAGGACGCCGUGAAGAGCGAACCUCCAACCGGGCUAGCUUUUCGACCCGCUUCUGUCAGAGCCAGCAGGAAGACCAGCCCCAACCCGAGCGUUCGCACCAAGGAGACCCCUAACAGGAGAAAAGGAGCUAAAGCCGGGGUGUCGGCCGAGCCAACGUCCAGCAGCCCGCAGAAGUUCUCCUUUGAGAAAGCCCGGGUACCAAAGGAUGCAAGUGUGAAGAAGCUGUUGACAGACGCCCUGAACAAGAACCAGUACCUGAAGAGGCUGGAGCUGCAGCAGAUCAAGGAUAUGGUGGAAUGCAUGUACGAGCGCACCUACCAGCAGGGAGAGUGUGUCAUCAAGCAGGGAGAGCCUGGAAACCAUCUGUUCGUCCUGGCAGAAGGGAAGCUGGAGGUGUUUCAGCACAACAAGCUGCUGACAUGGAUAACGGUCUGGACCACCUUUGGAGAGCUAGCUAUUCUGUACAACUGCACGAGGACCGCAUCUGUGCGAGCUGUGAACAAAGUCAAGACAUGGGCUUUGGACCGGGAGGCUUUCCAAAACAUCAUGCGGAGGACAGCAGAGACCCGACAUGAACAGUACCGCAACUUUCUGCGGAGUGUUUCACUCUUGGCCAAUCUGCCAGACGACAAACUCAGCAAAAUAGUGGACUGCCUGGAGGUGGAAUACUACGACAAGGGGGAGUAUAUCAUCCGAGAAGGAGAAGAAGGCAGCACCUUCUACAUCAUCGCACAAGGAAAGGUGAAGGUGACCCAAACCACUGAGGCCCACAAGCUACCACAGAUCAUCAAUGCGCUGCAGAAGGGAGACUACUUUGGAGAGAAGGCCCUGGUCAGCGACGACGUUCGCUCAGCCAACAUCAUCGCUGACGAGAACGGGGUGGAGUGCCUCGUCAUCGACAGAGAAACAUUCGAUCAGACUGUGGGGAACUUCAAUGAACUGCAGAAACACCUCCAAGGUUAUGUGGCGUCACUGGAUCGAGAUGACAAGAAGAGACUGGUCAAGAAGUCAGUGUCACGCCACCAGAGUCAGCCGCUGUCUCCAGGCUUCAUGCAGCUGAAAGACAUGGUCUCGGUCUUUACCUCGUCCCGGCCAUUCCACCACCUGGAAGUUAUUGCCACUCUUGGUGUUGGGGGGUUUGGCCGAGUAGAGCUGGUGAGGGUGAAGGGCGAGGACAUCACCUUUGCACUGAAGAUCAUCAAGAAGAAACACGUUGUGGAAAACAGGCAGGAGGAGCACAUCCACUCCGAGAGGAGGAUCCUGGCCGAGGCGCGCUCACCCUUCGUUGUGAAACUGUAUCGCACCUUCAAAGAUAGCAAAUAUGUAUACAUGCUGCUGGAGGCGUGCCUCGGUGGGGAGGUGUGGAGUCUUCUCAGAGACAGGUCAGAGGACCCCUCCCCCAUUCAGCAAGGAGGCCAACAGAUUGACAGCUGCAUCAAAGUUCUGCUGCUGAUCACUUCCUCCUGUCCUGCCUUCAGGGGGAGCUUUGAUGAGCCCACCGCCAAGUUCUGCAUCGGCUGCGUUACAGAGGCUUUCGAGUACCUCCAUCGCAAAGGGGUCCUGUACAGAGACCUGAAGCCUGAAAACCUCCUGCUGGAUAUGGAAGGAUACGUCAAACUGGUUGAUUUUGGUUUUGCCAAGAAAAUAAGAUCUGGCCAGAAGACAUGGACCUUCUGUGGCACACCAGAGUAUGUGGCUCCAGAGAUCAUCCUCAACAAAGGCCACAACUUCAGUGUAGACUUCUGGGCUCUGGGAAUCCUGGUCUUUGAGCUUUUAACAGGCAGCCCCCCAUUUUCUGGCAGUGACCAGAUGACAAUCUAUACAUUCACCCUAAAAGGCAUUGAGAAGAUGGACUUCCCUAAAAAGAUUUCCAAAAGACCAGAGGACCUCAUACGCAAACUAUGCAGGCGGAAUCCAUCAGAGCGACUGGGAAACCUGAAAAAUGGAAUAACUGACAUCAAGAAACACAGGUGGUUUAAUGGUUUCAAUUGGGAGGGGCUGAAAGCGAGGACGUUGGCCUCCCCGCUAAAAAGAGAACUCAAGGGACCGAUGGAUCACAGUUACUUUGACAGCUACCCCCCAGAUGAAGACAGCCCCCCAGAUGAGCUGUCCGGCUGGGACGAGGACUUCUGACAGCAUCUACUUCAUCUCUUUGCUGUUUUCCUCACAGCUUAGACUCUGAAGAGAAAAUCCUGAUGAUGGAGCAGUUUAUUUACUAAUUGCACCACAAGUUCUGGAUUUAUUCUUUUUUCUACAUUGAAAGUAAUUCUAUUUUUAAAGUAAACUCUGGUCUCACACUCAGAUCAGUCUCAGAUCUACAUUUAGCUACUUAGUAACUCCACUGGAACAGUUUGGAUUAAGUGCCUUGCUGAAGGGCUCCACAGUGGAACAACAAGGCAGAGCAUAUGUCACACACAGG